AUGGAAAAUUUAAGGUCAAUUAUUAUAAUAUAAAUUUGCAUGAUAAAUUUGCAUGAAUGGCUAAAUAUACUGUUAAAUAAACAUUGCUUUUUGUCUUAUUUCCUCUGCAUUAAGUAUAAAAAUCUUUCCCACGCUACGCAUUAUUCCAACAUCUCAGAGCCAGAGCAGAGUGUAUUGUUUUUUUUUAUCUACCAUUUAUCUUAAAAUUUUGAUGUUUGGAGUACCCUGUAAUACCAUCGACCGUGAGGUCAUAUAGAUAUAAAAAAUAAAUGAAUCAUCAUUAAUGGUAAUGGUUUAUAUAAUUUUAGAAGUAUUACUCUAACAUUUCAUAAUGGUAAUCGAUCAACUUAUAAAACUAAACAACCAAACUGCAGGCAGAGAUAAAAUUGCCAGGCUGCUGCAGUACUUGAGUAGGUUUGUAUGGCACAAUUUGCAGAAAACUCAAAAACAUGGUGUAGUAAGUCUGAAAAAUUUGGAAUUUCAGUUGAGUACUUUCAGGAAAUUACUCAGAUUUGGAAGAUUUGCCGAAAGUAUAUAUACAACAUUACCAUUCUUCGAGCAGGAUGAAGCCACUAUACGCUAUACUGUGAUUUUAAGCAAAAUUGCCAAUUCGUUGUUUCUUUUGGCUGACCACAUACUAUGGUUAGGACGUGCAGACGUGUGUACAGUGGACACGGAGAGAUGGUCACGUCUAUCCAACAAGUAUUGGUUAUAUUCCAUAACUAUGAAUUUAGUUAGAGAUUUCUAUGAAAUUUCUAAUAUUUUAAAAAGUAAUAAGGACUCAAUUUUACAAAAUAAAUUCAGUUCAAAGGAAAUGCUACAUAUUUUGUUACGAAGCUUUUAUAUUCUUAGUAAUCAUCAAGAUGUUAUGAUAGAUACUAUCAAAAAUGGCUGUGACUUUUUUAUUCCUUUCACAUCAUUAGGUCAUACAAAAUUAUCACCAGGGAUUAUUGGUUUACUAGGGGCUGUCUCUUCUAUUGCUGGAUUGCUAGUCUUACUACAACCUUCUAAAAAACUCAUUCCUUCUUAAUAUCGUUAAAGUUAUUAGGUGACAGUCCAUUUUUAUUUUGUAAUAAAAAUUAUACAAUGAAUGUUAAGGUUUGGGUCAGAAUUAUUAAAGACUUCGUUUUGUACAACUAUAUAAAACGAAAGAUUUUUGGUAAAAAUGGUAUGAAAUAUUUAUAAAGGCAAAGGUAUAAUUUAUUUAUUGAAAAUCCAAAAAGGUGCAUUUUUGGAAUCAUUGUUUAUAAUGAUAAAAACGAUAGUGAGUUACUUGCAUGACAAAUUGUCUUAUUUGUAGGAAGGUUGAAUUAUUUGCUGGCUGACUAUAAUACUUUUAAAACAAUAACAAUACAGAGAAGAAGAAAGGUCCCAGAUACAAAAUUCAUUAUUAAAAUAAAAUAACAAAUAAUGAUUUAAAUCUGGUACCUUUCUUGGAACCGUUUUCUGGUGACAUCAUUUAUCUCUGACUUUUACAAUUUAUAAGCCAAGCGACGACUAAUAAAGAGAACCGAAAAGGAUUCUACAAUAUGCAAUCAUAUUUCGUCUUACUCGUCUAGGAAAAGGUCAGAAAGAUAGUUCCAAUACUCAACAUCUGAGUAAACAUUUUGUCAUGUUGUGUAUAACACCUUGCCAGCAUAACUCUCAAGUCUAAUUCCAGUUCUCUUGUACAAAGUACCUUUCUCGUUUUAUUGGUCAUUAAUAGUGACUGUUAACCUCCGAUCUUCAAACAAUAUUCUUUUAACUUUUUGGACAAUUUCGUCAGUAACUGAAGAGAUGGAGGGAGAGUUGAUGCGUAAGGCAGUGUUGCCAGAUUUCUUCCAGCACAUCGCAGUCUUUCUCGGCGGCAGAAGGAAGCAUUAUUUACGAAUGACCCUCGUAUAGGUUUAGAUCACAAGGGGGAUUAUUCCAGUGAAUUAUAGUUGUAAAAAAGUUCACAAUCAAAGCCAUAAAAUACCAUAUCUUAUAAUUUUAUAUUUUAUUUAUUUAAAAAUUGUUAAAGAUAUUUAUUUAUGGUGAAUUACUUACUUUUCGUAGCUGUUAACUUCAUUUUCACAUUAGCUUUAAUUUGAACGUUUUUAUAUUUGUUACCAAUAUACCUACCUGUUACAACGCUCCUACAACUAGUCCUGGAAUCUGCUUUGCUCGUACUGAAAAACAUCACUUUCCGGUCCUUUAACGUAAAUUAGGCAUAAACGAUCUUGUAACUGUUGCAAAUAAAAAAUAGUCAAGAAAAAGACAGUUUAUGCUUCCUUUCGAUUCAAAGGGAUGCAAAAUCCCUAGACAGCUGUUUCUGUCUUAGAGACUUCUUCAGUAGAGCUAGCGUGCACACAUCUGAAGCAAAACGAAGCAGAACCAUCUAUUUAUGUGGAAUUUUAAAAAUCGUUUAAAAUCCACUUUGGGGCGCAAUCGGCGACAUCUCUUAAAUAAAAACGAAAAGUCUCAGAUACAGAAUCCACCAUUAUAAUAAAAAUUAAAAUGGUAAAUAUUAUUUAAAUCUGAAAACUUUUCUUGUUGGAAAUUAUUUCUGGUACAUCCUUAAUAUGUGACUUUUACAAUUUAUAAGACAACAGACGACGAAUAUAGAAAACGAAAAGGACUCUACCAUAUGCAGCCACAUUCAGUUUUCAUUCGUCUUUUCUAUCUUUACUGCAUAUGGUAGAGUCCCUUUCGUUUUAUAUAUUCGUCGUCUGUUGUCUUAUAACUUGUAAAAGUCACAGAUUAAGGUGGUAUGACACAAUUUUAAAAUUUAUAUAAUUUUUAGUUACCGUCACUAUUUCAAAACCAAUUUUCAACUUGUGGGCAUGUACGUGAACUGUAAACUUUCUAGUUUAAUAGUAUCUAGUUAAAUUUCCAAAGAAAGCAGUAAUUUUUUUAUAACUGGACUUAAAGGAACCCAUGUCAUAACUUACUUGGUAUCCUGCCCUAAAAAUUGGAUUUAUGUAAUAAUUUUUCGGUACAAAAUAACUACCAUAGAUGAUUAACUAUGCAAUAAGCUUUAUUUUAAGCAAACGUUCAUUAUUCAUACUGCCAUAAUUUUUAAAUUAACUGUACCUAAAGAUGAAAAUUAUACUUAAAAGCUGCAAUCUAGGGAUUUUGUUGAUACAACCGUAACAAGUUUGCAUUGUUCUAGUGAUAAAUUAGUUCGGCUAUCACUUAAUAGAUGAGAAACUGAGUUCACGUGUCAUUUAGUAGAUGGCAGCAGUGACGUAUUAAAUGGCGACAGAUGCGCGUUUGCCGGAUGUUAAAAAAUCUGCAAAACAUUGAAAACAAGUUUUGUAACCAUGGAAAUACGAAUCACGUGGUUUUGUUUAGAAAAGUGGCCCCUCCCCCUGCCAGUAAACAUUUUGGACUUUGAGUUUCAAUCAUGAUUGUAACCCCUCUGUGGCUCAGUGGUAAGAACGCCUACCUUUGGACCUAAAGGUCGUGAGUUCGAAUCUCACCUUGGUGGUGAAUUUUUCAUUUAUUAAAAAUUAAUAAAUGAAAAUAGUUUCUCUCCUUGUGGGAUCGGUACUCACCGGAGGGACCGCAGACGUUCGGAUACAAUUAGCGUUUCUUUGCAAAAACAAUGAGUUCGACUUUGCUAAGUAACAAGACAUUUACCCAACACACACUACACAUUACACUCAUAUGUAUACCUUGGAACAGUCGUCAACUCGAAAUGGGAUCAAACAACCGAAAUACGAUCUAGAAUUGAAAAGGCCAGAGCAACAUUUAACAACAUGAGAAAUAUAUUCAUCAAAUUCGACAUAUCUAUCCCACUAAAAAUACGGCUGCUAAAAUGAUAUCUUUCCGGUCUUGUGUAUGGAGCAGAGGCCUGGACAAUAACGGAAACAUUAAUACAAAAGCUAGAGGAAUUCGAAAUGUGGGUGUACCGACCUAUCCUCAAAAUAUCCUGGACGACUCACACUACCAACGUAGAGGUAUUGCGCCGAGGGGAAAACAAAAAUAAGAAAUGUCUUUCACAAUUAAGAAACUGAAACCUGAAUACCUCGAUCAUAUUAUGAGACAUGAUAAAUAUCGUAUACUGCCACUGACAAUACAGAGUAAAAUAGAGAGCAAACGUGGACCCAGAAGAAGAAGACACUCAUGGCUUCAAAACUUACGACAAUGGUUUGGACUAACGUGCCAAUGUCCGCAACGGACGAGGCACAUGAAGAAGAAGAAUAAUAAUUUAAAAUGAGAUAUUCUUCUUCGUCUCACUCUGCUUAUUCUUCUUCUCCCUGGUCCUCUCUUCCCAAUACCUUGCCCUGAAGAAUGAGUAGCGGCAAUCUCUGUUCAUUCCUCAUAACAUGGCCAAGAUAUUCUACUUUGCGCUCUUGUGAUAAUAAUGUGUGUUAAUAAUCUCGCAUUUCUUGCCCAUUGCCCAUUCUACGUAAGACCUCAACAUUAGGCACACGACCCAUCCACGAAAUUCUUAAAAUGCGACUGUAAUACCACAUCUCGAAUGCCUUGAGUUUUCUUAAAGAAGCUUCGGAAAGAGUCCAGGCUUCUACUCCGUACAAUAAUCUAGAAAAUACAUAGGAUCUGAUAUUAGGUUUGUUCUAGCAAACAGUCAAACUAGCCAGAAGCCGUCAGCAAACACUUGGUCAGUAAGAGAACAUAAUACAGUCACCAGUGCUAUCUCCUCUACUCGCGCUGGUCUGCUAUUCGCUGAUGGUUUCAAACCGUUUGAAACUGAUGCUAGAACAAACCUAAUAGAAAUUUUGUUACCAAGUGGUAAACGAGAUUUCUGAAACGAGACAUCAUUAUGAACGCUGAUCUCGCUUUUCCUAUGUGUUGUUUUAUUUCACUAGAGUGGUCCCAUUGACUGUUUAUGUAGGUACCGAGGUAUACUACAUUCGCUCUCGCGAGAUUUUUUUUUACACGUUCGGAAUAGGAAACAUACAACACAAAAAUUCCUACCUCACACUAUUAACUGCUAAAAUCAACUCAAAUCAACUUAAUCUUUCAUUAAAAAAAGAAGAAUUAUUAGAAAUAGUGGGAGUGUCUACUAUCUCAUAAAAUUUUGUGAAGUUUAUUUCUACAAAAUAUUUUUAUUUUGUACAAUAAAUAAUUGUCUCAUUUGUUAUCAAUACAUUAUAAUGGUGCAAAUAAAUAAUUAUUGAUUGGCGUAAGGUUUAUGUUAUUUUUAUGUCUGUUUACUAUUAAUAAUAUUGGAUAUGAGCAGGUGCGUUGGCUUUGUAGUAAUUUCCAGUCACUUCUGACAACUGAACUUUUCAAAAAAGAAAUUACUAACGUCAGUGUCAAAGUGAAUCUCGGUAGAGCGAAUUCAGUAUAUGUGUAGCUGUCCACUCUGUCAAUUGGUUGUUGGUUAACCAAAAGCUGUGUAUGUAAUAUAUUUCGCUCUUACUAACUACCAUUACUUUCUUUUUUUCGUAUUGAAAUUAAGUCCAUGUUCACUACUUAUAUCUUAUAUGCGCGACAUUAUUCUUUGCAAAUCAUCUAGGCCUAGGCUAUCUGCAAAAACUACUGCGUUGUCGGCAUAUCUAAUGUUGUUUAGAUCUAUCCUCUAAUCCAGUUUCCUCCAAGAUGGUUUAUGAGUAUGAGCUUAUCAUGUUGUACUCUAUCAAAUGCCUUUUUGUAGUCGAUAAAACAAAUAUAUAGGUACGUCACAGUUGACAUAUCUUCACCUCUGCAUAAGCACUUGGACAGUCAAUAGAGCCUCUCGGGUGCCUAAUGGCAAGGCAUUGCGGAAUCCAAUCUUUGUCCAUGAUACUUGUUCUUCGCAUUUUUUAUAUAUUCUGCUGUAUAUCACUCUUAAAAAUGUUUUAAGUAAGUGGUUCAUUAGGCUAAUUAUUAUUCUGCCUCGCAUGUUGAAAUGAGAAAUGAAAUGAAUGUGAAAUUUUAUGAGGAAAAAACUUCCCCUGUUGAAAAAACAUUCAAUAUGAAAAAAGUUAUUGUAGUGACGCUGUUUUUCAAUUGACUUACGUAUUUUACAUUUAUUAAAAAUACUAAUUUUAUACUCAAUCUUCAUUCUGAGAAUUAGCAUAAUUCUUUUUUGGUCAUUUAGAUAGGCACUUACUUGUAUUUCAAAUAAUUGCAAAUUUCUUUAGUUUGAAAUAAAUCCUUUUGAGCAGGUAAAGAAUUACGAAUUGCCGUCUGUAAAUACAAUAUUAAAUAAUAAACUAUUUCCAAAUGAAUGAACGUUUAGUAUCUAUUAAUGAGAAUUUACCCUAGGUAGGUAAAGAAAGGAUUUCGUUUGUAAAUACAAAGUACGAUUGAGAGCGAGCUGUGCCGAGCUUAAGUUGCAAUACGUGGCAUCAAUGUCGUUCAGAGAACUAAAUUUAAUAAUAAAAUAUAUGUACGUGCUGCCAUCUAUUCAAAGAAUUGUUAAACGUUAGUUUACAAAUUCGCCACCUGUUUUGACCGUAGCGUGCUAAUACCCCCUUAAGGAUGUACCAGAAAGAAUUUUUAACAGGAAAAGUUUCAGAUUUAAAUAAUUAUUUACCAUUUUAAUUUUUAUUAUAAUGGUGGAUUCUGUAUCUAAGCCUUUUCGUUUUUAUUUAAGAGAUGUCGCUGAUUGCGUCCCAAAGUGGAUUUUAAACGAUUUUUAAAAUUCCACAUAAAUAGAUGGUUUGGCUUCGUUUUGCUUCAGAUGUGUGCACGCAAAUAGAUGGUUCGGCUUCGUUUUGCUUCAGAUGUGUGCACGCUAGCUCUACUGAGGAAGUCUGUAAGACAGAAACAGCUGUCUAGGGAUUGUGCAUCCCUCUGAAUUGAAAGGAAGCAUAAACUGUCUUUUUCUUUUCUGUCUUUACUCAGAUUUGAGUAAUAAGAACUUUCGUUCUGACCUUUUCCUAAACGAAUGAAUACGGAAUGUGACUGCAUAUGGUAGAGUCCUUUUCGUUUUCUAUAUUCGUCGUCUGUUGUCUUAUAACUUGUAAAAGUCACAGAUUAAGGAUGUGCCAGAAAGAAUUUCCAACAAGAAAAGUUUUCAGAUUUAAAUAAUUAUUUACCAGUUUAAUUUUUAUUAGAAUGUAGAUUCUGUAUCUGAGACUCUUCGUUUUUAUAAAAAAUAGUCGUUUAUUCACUUCAUAUAUUAAAAGAUAAAAGGAAGAGCUCAAUGUUACUAUAAAUAUAAUUAUUCAAAAAAUGUCAUUAAGGAAGAAAAUGUUUGAUGUUGUUUGUUUCUAAAACUACAUUUAUUUAUUAUAAGUUUUUAAACCAUUUGCUAUUCGUUUACAAGUUUAUAAGCAGUUACAUAUUUAUAUAAUUUAUAAUAAUUGUUCUAAUUUACUAGUUCUAAAUAUGUUUGGUGUCUUGUGAUAUAUGAAACGACAUUAAUAUAUUAUUAUUUAAAAAAUAAAGAUAUAUUGCAUA
Messenger RNA from Diabrotica virgifera virgifera (western corn rootworm), 7320 nucleotides. Its product is annotated as peroxisomal membrane protein 11B. The record is from RefSeq and is a predicted model, not a curated record. NCBI's taxonomy places the organism in Eukaryota, Metazoa, Arthropoda, Insecta, Coleoptera, Chrysomelidae. Bases 332 to 1030 code for a protein of 232 amino acids. Gene Ontology annotation, biological process: peroxisome fission; regulation of peroxisome size. The transcript has 3 exons. Gene Ontology annotation, cellular component: peroxisomal membrane.